Molecule: messenger RNA, 2206 nt
Organism: Capsicum annuum
Lineage: Eukaryota; Viridiplantae; Streptophyta; Magnoliopsida; Solanales; Solanaceae
Product: cytochrome c biogenesis protein CCS1, chloroplastic
Exons: 8
Coding region: 142-1812 (556 amino acids)
Source: RefSeq, a predicted model, not a curated record
UCUACUUUAAAGAUAGUUCAAGUACCCUUUUUAAGCUUGAGGAUAAACGAACGAACCUGCUUGUCACUCCUUACAUGGAGUGAAGCAAACCUUCUGCCCUGCAUUUCUUUUCCCAAGACUCCAACACAAUUUCCUAAAUCAAUGGAGACUCUCAAAAUUUCAUCUAGAAUAUCACAUGUACAAAAUAAAAUUCUUCCCUUAAACAUCAAACCUUAUCCCCUUAUCCACAAUUCUCGAAUUCUUGGUUUUUACAGCAACAAAGGACGCACUUUUUCUUAUACUGUUACAUGUAAGCUCAAUACAGUUAAAGGGAAGAAACCCAGCAAGGGAAAAACAGUGCUAGGCUCUGAUGGUGCAGCGCCACCAGUUGUUGAAGUAGAAGAAAGGUCUGUAGGAAGGAAGGUAGAGGAGCCGCCAAAGAGUAGUGGUGUUGGUUUUGGGAUAUUCAAGAAAUUGCCUAGGAAAGUGUUGGGAGUUUUGUCUAAUUUGCCUUUGGCUAUUGCUGAGAUGUUUGCUGUUGCUGCCUUAAUGGCCUUAGGAACUUUCAUUGACCAAGGAGAGGCUCCAGAUUACUACUUUCAAAAGUUUCCUGAAGAUCAUCCUCCCUUGGGGUUUUUCACCUGGCGAUGGGUUCUCACCCUUGGCUUUGAUCAUAUGUUCUCAUCACCCGUUUUCCUGGGGACAUUGGCUUUUUUAGGAGCAUCCUUGAUGGCUUGCACAUACACAACACAGAUUCCCCUUGUGAAGGUAGCAAGAAGAUGGUCUUUCUUACAAUCAGCAGAGACAAUUCGUAAGCUAGAAUAUGUGGAUACUCUGCCUAGGGCAUCAGUUAAAGACUUGGGGGUUAUACUGAUGGGAGAUGGAUACGAGGUAUUCUUGAAAGGGCCAACUCUGUUUGCAUUUAAAGGGUUGGCAGGCAGAUUUGCUCCAAUUGGUGUACAUUUAUCUCUGCUGCUUGUAAUGUCUGGAGGAACUCUUAGUGCAGCUGGGAGCUUUAGAGGGGCUGUAACUGUUCCACAAGGUUUAAAUUUCAUUGUCGGAGAUGUACUUGCACCGUCCGGAUUUCUAUCCACUCCUUCUGAUGCUUUCAGUACGGAGGUUCACGUCAAUCGAUUCUCCAUGGACUACUACGACAGUGGGGAGGUCUUGCAGUUCCAUACUGAUCUUUCACUGUUUGACCUUGACGGAAAGGAAGUAAUGAGGAAGACCAUAAGUGUCAAUGAUCCCUUAAGGUAUGGGGGGAUCACUAUAUACCAGACAGAUUGGAGUAUCUCUGCCUUGCAAGUACUGAAGGAUGAUGAAGGCCCUUUUAAUUUGGCUAUGGCACCACUGCAACUGAAUGGUGGGGACAAGAAGCUGUUUGGUACAUUCCUACCAGUAGGGGAUGAUAAUUCACUCAAUGUUAAGGGAGUAUCAAUGCUCGCACGUGAUUUGCAGUCGGUUAUUCUUUAUGAUAAAGAAGGGAAAUUUGCUGGAGUCAGACGGCCUAAUUCAAAACUUCCAAUUGAGAUUAAUGGAACCAAAAUUGUUAUUGAAGAUGCAAUUGGCAGUAGUGGCCUUGAUCUAAAGACUGAUCCAGGAGUACCCGUUGUAUAUGCUGGUUUUGGUUCUCUCAUGCUUACAACUUGCAUCAGUUAUUUAUCUCAUACACAGUUAUGGGCCUUGCAAGAUGGAACAUCGGUGGUUAUUGGGGGUAAGACCAACCGGGCAAAGGGUGAGUUUCCUGACACAAUCAAUCGCUUGCUCGAUCAUGUCCCAGAAUUAGUUGAAUCAUCUUCUCCCAAGGAACCUGAUACUCACAGUGGCGUUUAAGUUGGGUUGGAGAAAAGGGAACGAUGUGGAACUAGCUGAUAUCGUACAGCUAGAUGUUUGUUCAAGAAAUACCAGAAACACAUAUAUCAAACUAUUGAUACUAAAUCUUCAGCUAGUAAAGACCUUGGUCUUGAUUUUACUGGUUUUUUCGGCUUUGCUCUUAGUACAAAUUCUAGAUCAAAUUCUUGGCCCAUGUGAAGCAGUCCUUUUCUUUUCUUGGGCGUAUUACAGAUGUAUAGAUAAGUUUGUAUUGGAAAUAUGUUACUUGGGUUUAGCUACUCUUUUGCAUUAAUUUUUUUUUCCUGUUGGUUGGUAUAGAAAAAGCUGUAUGUGAACAUGUGAAUUGUACUUUUUCCAUCCAAUUCUUAUAAAAAGAGCAAUGCUUUAUAUUUGA